Messenger RNA from Penicillium verhagenii, 2019 nucleotides. RefSeq lists its product as uncharacterized. Lineage: Eukaryota; Fungi; Ascomycota; Eurotiomycetes; Eurotiales; Aspergillaceae. The record is from RefSeq and is a predicted model, not a curated record. The coding region runs from base 1 to 2019 and encodes 672 amino acids. The transcript has 3 exons.
AUGUUGUUCAUAGGCGCAUUAUUAUUAUCUUUACUGCAUAAUGCGGUGGCGCAACGGCAUGACGCGGAUCUAAUGUCCUUUGUGACGCUCCCCGAAGUCCGAGCCCUGAAGUGGGAGGUCACUCAUCAUGAUCGGGCACGCGAGGCCCCGGGAUAUUGGUUCGUUGCGCCUUAUGGCCAGAUCUCACCCGAGUCUCCAACCCAAAAAUACCAGCAGUACCAAGUUGGUCCCUACAUCUAUGAUAACGAUGGUGUCCUGGUUUGGGCGGGCCCGAGUCUCUACGAUAACCGCAAUGCUUUCGAUUUCCGCGCAAACCUCAACAUGGACGGCGAGCCACAUCUGUCAUUUAUCGUCGCUUGGGACAAUGAGAAUGGGGCUGACAGGGGCCACGGUGUGAUUGUGGAUAAGCACUACCAGAUCGAGAAGGAGGUUCUGCCCUUGGUGGAUGUGCACGACUUCAACAUGCACGAGUUCAACAUUCUGGAUGGUGGAAAGACCGUCUUGGCCUGUGUUUAUCGCCAGGUCGAGGUUGAUCUAGCGGACUUUGGCCGACCGAACGAGAAAAGCUGGGUUGUAUCUGGCGGGUUUGCGGAGUUCGACAUCGAGACCAAUGAGAUUCUGACGCAAUGGAAUAGUCUGGAUCACAUCGCCCUGCAUGAAUCGAACAUGUUCCAUGCAUGGGAUGGCGUCCAAGGCGCCCCGGGAUGGGAUUACGUUCAUGCAAAUGCGGUGGAUAAGAACGCUGCUGGGGACUACAUCAUUUCCAUGCGAUUCACCAACACCAUCUACGGUAUCUCCGGUCUCGAUGGCAAUGUUAUGUGGCGUCUCGGUGGACUGGAGAGUGAUUUCGUCCAGGACUUCACCUUCUCCAAGCAGCACGAUGUGAAAUUCGUCUCUUCCAACGGCACCCACCAUGUGAUUUCGUUCCUCAACAACGCCUCCGAUGAACGUGGUAACGACGAGAACCUAUCCUCCGUUCUACACGUGGAGCUGAACACAGAAACUAUGACUGCCCACGUAAUCAAGCGUUUCAACCGCCCCGACGCUGGUCUGACCCGUCUACGUGGCAGUGCCGAGGUUCUUCCCAACGGAAACGUCUUUAUCGGCUGGAGUGAGCGCGGCUACCAGAGUGAGCACGCCCCCAACGGCGAUUUGUUGAUGACCGCCCGAUUUUCCUCGACUCGCUACUCGACCUACCGCGCCUACAAGUCCGAAUUCACCGGUCGCCCCCUUACCCCUCCUGAUGUCGUGGCCUCAGUAUACGGAACCAGCAAUACUGAUAUCACCACCAUCUUCCACGUUAGUUGGAACGGUGCUACGGACGUUGCUGGCUGGAACUUCUAUGCCAAGGCCUACGACCGCGGUGAUUCGAUUUACAUUGGCCAUGCUAACAAGACCGACUUUGAGACCAUGUACAUUGUCGACGGGUACAUGGAUUGGGUCUCCGCUGAGGCUGUUGAUCGUGAUGGCAAUCCGAUGAUGAUCUCUCGUGUUGUCCGUAGUGAUAUCCCGAGCAACUGGCAAGCUGUCGGUUUCCUCGGUGCCCACAGCCCUUCUCCGGACGAUCCAACUCUCAUCUCAUCGGUCUACGAGAACUCCAAGACUCAAUCCGACGACUCUACUGACUCCGCCGAAUCCACCGAUACCACCGAAUCAACUGAUGGCACGGAUGCCACAAUCAUCGAGGACAACACCGAGGCUGCCGACACGAUCGACGAUACAAGCAGCGAUAGCAUGGAUGGUAUGGAUAUGGGCGAGAGCUCCGGAUCCGGAUCCACCACCUCGUCCUACUCCGACGCCAAGGAGGUCGCUAUGGCCGUGAACAAGGCCUACGAUGUGAUCCGUGGCGUAGGAGCCCUGUUGAUCUUCAUCCUCGUCUCCUGCACUGUCGGAGUCGUCGGAUUCGCCUGUUACCGCAUGUUCCAAGGCCGCAAGGGUCGGUCCUACCACCACAUCUCCUCGGAGGAAGAUCAUCUGCCCACAGAAGAGAUCCAUCUGCGCUCUCAGGCCGCCGAGUAA